AUGAAUCGUUACCUCCCUGUAGCCAGACAACACUUUCUGGCAGCUUUAGCCAGCACUAGCGUCGUGGUGAAAUCCAUUAGUGCUGUUGUUGUCUUGCUCUAUCUCCUAUCAUUUGCAGUGGACACCUCUUACGCCUUAGGAAUUACGCCAGGCUAUCUGUUCCCUCCUAACUUCUGGGUUUGGACUUUGGUGACUCAUGGCGUUGUGGAGGAGCACAUAUGGGGUGCGGUUGUUAACGUUGGGACAGUGAUGACAUGCGGACGCCUCUUGGAACCUCUGUGGGGCGCUCUGGAGUUGCUGAUUUACUUUGCGGUGGUGAAUGUUGCUGCCGGUCUACUAGCAGGGCUGUCCUACAUGCUAACGUAUGUGGCUACUUUUGACUUGGACUUCCUGUUUGCGGUGAGGGUUCAUGGAGCAGCCGGGUUUUUGGGAGGAGUUCUGGUGGCGCUGAAGCAGACGAUGGGAGACACAACAGUACUCAGAGUGCCGCAGGUGCGGUUAAAAGCGGCCCCCGCCCUGGUUCUCCUCCUCCUGUCGUUGCUGCGUCUCUCCGGGCUCGUGGAGAGCGCCGCCCCUCUGGCCGCCUACAUGUAUGGCGCAUUGUCGGGGUGGGUGUACCUGCGCUUCUACCAGAGACACAGCCGGGGCAGGGGAGACAUGUCGGACCACUUUGCCUUUGCCAGCUUCUUUCCCGAGGCGCUGCAGCCGGCCGUGGGGCUGCUGGCCGGCCUGGUGCACGCAGCGCUUGUCAAGAUCAAGGUGUGCCGCAAGAUGGUGAAGAGAUACGAUGUGGGGGCACCGUCCUCCAUAACAAUCAGUCUGCCUGGGACCGACCCCCAGGACGCAGAGAGGCGGAGACAACUGGCUCUUAAAGCUUUGAACGAACGUUUGAAGCGUGUGGAGGACCAGUCGUCGUGGCCAAGUAUGGAUGACGAGGAAGAUGACGAUGAAGACGAACUCAGAACACACUCCCAGCCUCUACUUCCUGUUUCUUCUUCCUCUUCUGGACCAAUCACAGCCUCUGGCACGCACAGCAGCACAGCACCAUCAGCACCAGAGUCCAGUAUCAUCAGCUUUGAGGACGCAUCUUCCAGAUCGCGUGGCUCAGCGCUCGUGCCCGCCACCCCUCCCCCAGCUGCGCGCUCCCGAGGCUCAGCUCAUUGUACCAGACAGACCGAGAAGGAGCCAGCGUUCUCCAGUUCUAACGAGCUUCAAACGCUUACAAACUACAGAGAGAUGGCUGCGAUCCGUAAGAAGCUGGUGAUUGUGGGCGAUGGUGCGUGUGGGAAAACCUGCUUGUUGAUAGUCUUCAGUAAAGACCAGUUUCCUGAAGUGUAUGUGCCCACGGUGUUCGAGAACUAUGUCGCCGACAUCGAGGUGGAUUCAAAACAGGUGGAGCUGGCCCUCUGGGACACAGCCGGGCAGGAGGACUAUGAUCGACUCCGGCCUCUGUCGUAUCCAGACACUGAUGUCAUCCUCAUGUGUUUCUCCAUAGACAGCCCCGACAGUCUGGAAAACAUCCCUGAGAAGUGGACUCCGGAGGUAAAACACUUCUGUCCAAACGUUCCUAUUAUACUGGUUGGAAACAAAAAGGACCUCCGCAACGACGAGCACACGCGCAGAGAGCUGGCCAAAAUGAAACAGGAGCCAGUGAAGCCAGAGGAGGGCCGAGAAAUGGCCAAUCGCAUCCAGGCGUUCGGUUACAUGGAGUGCUCGGCCAAAACAAAGGACGGCGUGCGGGAUGUGUUCGAGAUGGCCACCAGGGCGGCGCUGACAGCCCGCAGAGGCAAGAAGAGCAACAAAUGUGCGCUCCUCUAA
Messenger RNA from Knipowitschia caucasica, 1818 nucleotides. The record is from the annotation of a GenBank genome assembly. Lineage: Eukaryota; Metazoa; Chordata; Actinopteri; Gobiiformes; Gobiidae.